This is a messenger RNA of Solanum lycopersicum (tomato), 1152 nucleotides long. RefSeq names its product nascent polypeptide-associated complex subunit beta. Gene Ontology annotation, cellular component: nascent polypeptide-associated complex; cytosol. Lineage: Eukaryota; Viridiplantae; Streptophyta; Magnoliopsida; Solanales; Solanaceae. The record is from RefSeq and is a predicted model, not a curated record.
GUGUUGAGGGCAAAACCGGCAAUUGAAAACUUCUCGCAUUACAGUACAAUAUAUAGUUAUCUUCACCCGAGCAACUUUUCCUUCUGACUUCCAUUUUUUUCCCUCUUAUCUGCGGCUAGGGUUUUAGCUCAGUCUUCUCCUCACAAGAUGAAUGUAGAAAAGUUGCAAAAGAUGGCCGGUUCGGUUAGAACCGGUGGAAAGGGUACCAUGAGAAGAAAGAAGAAAGCCGUACACAAAACAACUACAACUGAUGACAAAAGACUACAGAGCACCUUGAAAAGAAUAGGUGUCAAUGCCAUUCCUGCCAUUGAAGAAGUCAACAUUUUCAAAGAGGAUGUUGUUAUCCAAUUCAGUAACCCCAAAGUUCAAGCAUCAAUUGCUGCAAACACAUGGGUAGUCAGUGGUACCCCCCAGACAAAGAAAUUGCAGGAUAUUCUUCCUCAAAUUAUUCACCAGCUGGGUCCUGAUAAUUUGGAGAACUUGAAGAAGUUGGCUGAGCAGUUCCAGAAGCAGGCACCUGGUGCUGCAGAUGUGGCUGCAGGUGCUGUUGCAGCACAGGAAGAUGAUGAUGAUGUACCAGAACUUGUGGCUGGUGAAACUUUUGAAGCUGCGGCUGAGGAGGGCCAUACUUCCUGAAGGGUUACAGUUCUGUACAUUAUAUUUUGUUGCAAAGUCCACUGCUGCCAUCUUCUGGCUUUCCAGCUAAAACUAGAAAUUCAUCCUUGUGAUCGAUUCUCACAUGCUUCCACUGUUUGCUUCACUCUCAACUAUCAGUACUACUGUGACUAGCAACGUUGUCAUCAUAGUGAUCGCCAGAUGGUCAAUCUUGUUCAGGGCAUAACGACUCCUUACCCCGAUUAAUAGAUAAUUCUUGGAGGGGUGGACUACUGAUUUUAUGGAUAGUCAAAGUAGAUUACUCAACCUCUGAGUUACUAUAUCAUUUGUUGCUUCUACUGUUUCCUUCUUACACUUGCAAAAUAUGCAAAAUCAGCCUUCAUCAUACGGUGGUACUGCUAAUUAUCAGCUCUCUAGGUAUAAGUUUUCAUAAGUAGAAUGAUCCUGCAGACAUAGCUAAACAGAAGUUGUAAAGUUGUGCUCUGAUACAUAAGGAUUGGAAUAGAGGAUUGACAAACUUGUUAUCUCUAGACAUUC